GUCUCCCCUUCAUCACCAUCAACACCACGUCAACACCGCCCUCAACACCGUCAUUAUGAAGUAUAUGCUGGUGGUCGCUCUGGGCCUGGUGGCGAUGGCCGCCGCGCGCCCCAACACGAUCUUCGACUUCGAGGGUGACGACGCCGAGCACGAGCAGAAAGGCGUGGCGGGGAAGGCAGUCACCGGCGAGUACAAGUGGGAGAGUCCUGAGGGCCUGGACUUUGAGGUCAAGUAUAUCGCGGACGACCAAGGUUACCGUGUCGUAGAGUCCAACGCCUUGCCCAUAGCGCCCGCUGUCCCCGAAGUGCCCGAAGUCCCCGCCGCGCCCGUUGCCGUCAUUCGUACAGCGGAGGCGCAAGAGGAGGAGGAGGAGGAGGAGGAAGGUGAGGGUGAGGAGGAGGAGGGAGAAGAGGAGGAGGGUGAGGAAGAGGAGGGUGAGGAAGAAGAGGGUGAGGAGGAGGAGGGUGAGGCUGAGGCUGAGGCUGAGGAAGAGGAGGUGGAAGAGGAGGAGGAAGAGGAGGAGGAGUAAGAAGGAUGGAGAUAUUUUUCUUCCUUAUCUUACAUGUAUAGAGUAAAAAGAGGAAGAAGAGGACGAAGAAGAGGAAGAGGAAGAGGAGGAGGAGGAAGAGGAGGAGGAAUAGACUGUACUUCCUUACCUUACCUGAGAAGAGAAGAAAAAAAAUUGUUAAUGAGUUACCUGGUCAAGAGUACAGGUGUGUGUGUGUGUGUGUGUGUGUGUGUGUGUGUGUGUGUGUGUGUGUGUGUGUGUGUGUGUGUGUGUGUGUGUGUGUGUGUGUGUGUGUGUGUGUGUG
Eriocheir sinensis (Chinese mitten crab) is the source of this 812-nucleotide messenger RNA. Its product is annotated as histone H3.v1-like. Gene Ontology annotation, molecular function: structural constituent of chitin-based larval cuticle. The coding region runs from base 56 to 529 and encodes 157 amino acids. Lineage: Eukaryota; Metazoa; Arthropoda; Malacostraca; Decapoda; Varunidae. Gene Ontology annotation, cellular component: chitin-based extracellular matrix. The record is from RefSeq and is a predicted model, not a curated record. The transcript is spliced from 3 exons.